UUGCCUUAUCCGCUUCCAUAAGCCUGGAGCUCACCAGCAACCUGAAUGUCUCUCUCUCUCUCUCUCUCUGAUUCAAGAUGGAGACAAUCACUAGACAAUCCCAAUUCCAGUUGUCAUCUCCCUGCAACUUCAAUCGUUUCAGUAGAUAUCCUGCAUGUGUUAAAAGCUGCAGCACCCGAGUUCAACCAAUUCUUGAAUUCUCUGAGUCUUCGACAACGUCAAGUCUUGAAGCGAAGCCAUUAACCCUGGCACCACUAUGGCGGUACCCGACUGAAUCUGUCUUCUCUCGCUUCGACGAACUCGAGAAACCGAUCUCCAUGGAUGCCCUAAAACAGAUUCAUGCUCAGAUAGCAAAAAUGAACCGGGAAGAUGCAGUGGAUGCGUGGAAGAAACUAGUAGACAUGUAUGUACACAUCGAUGAUUUCGAAUCUGUAGGCAUUAUUUUUAGCCAUCUGGCUGCUGCGACGGAAUCCUUGAAUCAUUUGCUAGAAACAAUCCGCGGCGCGGUGAAACCAGAAGCACUUCUUAGGAUUGUGGCUGAGUUGCAUAAAAAAGGAUUGAUGGCACGCUUCGAGGACGUUCUAGCUUUUGCGGUGAAGAUUUGUGGAGACUCAGGGAAUUCGCUCAUGGGUGGUAUGCUGCACGGGGUCAUGGUGAAAACCGGAUUCACUUCACAUGAUUAUCUAGACUCUGUUUUCUUGAAAAUGUAUGGUGGUUCUUGCAAGUUAGAAGAAGCACGUAAAGUGUUCGAUAAAAUGAGUUCAAGAACCACAUUUCUCUGGGAUGUAAUGAUUGAGAUGUAUCUGAAGAACCAAUUAUGGUUUGAGGCGCUAGAUUUUUUCCGCGAGAUGCAAUUCUCACUCGUCAAAUGCAGUCGAGCUACGAUAGCAAGAGUUCUCCAAGCUUGCGGGAGGCUGGAAGCUCUCAGAGAAGGCAAACAGGUGCAUGGAUAUGCUAUAAGGUACGGUCUAUUGCAGUUUGUGGCUGUAGGGAACUCGUUGAUUAGCACCUACUGCAAAACCAGGCAACUAGGAUCUGCAAGACUGGUUUUUGAUGGAAUCAGUAACCGUGAUUUGAUCUCUUGGAACUCAAUGAUAUCAGGGUAUGCACUGAAUGGCUUUUUGAAUGAUGCUUGGGACGUUUUCCAGGAACUGGAUUCUUCGGGAACCAAGCCAGAUGUAGUCACAUGGAAUUGCUUGAUUUCUGGGCAUGCACUUCAUGGAUCUGUAGAAGAAGUUGAGAAAAUUUUUCAUAUGAUGAACAGGGAGGGGAUAAAACCUGAUGCAUCAUCCUGGAGUUCAGCUAUUUCUGGUUUUUCACGACGGAAUGAUGCAUCAGUUUCGUUGAGACUAUUCCGGAAAAUGUUGAGUUCAGGCAUCAAACCAAAUGCAAGCUCUAUCACAAGCAUACUUCAAGCUGUUGCAGAACAAGGAACAGCGAGACUAGGGAGAGAAAUCCAUGGCCAUAUCAGCAGAAAUGAAUAUGAGAAUGACAUCUGCAUGAGAACCUCAUUAGUGGAGAUGUAUGUCAAGCACGGGAGAUUAGUUGAAGCGAGGAGGGUCUUUGAUUAUAUGAAGCACAGGAAUUCAUUCACAUGGAAUACUCUUGUUGCAGGGUAUGCACGUAAUAGGCAUAUCGGUGAAGCUUUGGAUCUCUUAAAUCAGAUGGAAGAAGAAGGUAUCCGGCCAGAUCUGAUCACAUGGAACAGCCUCAUAUCGGGGUAUUCUCUAAUGGGUCAGAGCAAACAAGCAUUGGUAUUGAUUCGACAACUGAAUAAGACGGGCUUUACUCCAAAUGUAGUUUCAUGGACGGCAAUGAUCAGCGGAUGUUCAAAGGCAGGAAAUUAUGGAGACGCUUUGCUUGCUUUCAGAGAAAUGCAGAAAGCAGGAAUUCAACCUAAUGCUGCCACCGUGGCAAGUUUAGUUUCUGUAACAGCAGCCUUAGCUUCAUUUUACCAAGGAGCAGAAUUGCACUGUUAUGCCAUCAGAAAUGGACUUGAUGACUACAAAUACGUAGCGUCUGCACUUGUGGACAUGUACUCUAGGUCAGGAAAUUUAGAGAACGCUUAUCUUGUUUUCAGUAAGAUCAAAGACAAGAAUUUAGUCUGUUGGAAUGCCAUGAUCAAAGGAUAUGCUCUUCAUAGGCUGGGCGAAAAGGCAAUUUCCAUCUACGACGAAAUGCGUGAAAUAGGUAUCCAACCAGACGGUGUUACAUUCACUUCUCUUCUGUCUGCUUGCAGUCAUUCUGGUUUACUUGUCGAAGGGUGGAAAUUUUUUGAUAGCAUGAGAGAGGAAUUUGGUGUCAUUCCAACCAUAGAGCACUAUGCGUGUAUGAUAGAUCUUCUAGGUCGGAACGGUUAUUUGGAUGAAGCACUGGAUUUGAUCAAGACCAUGCCACUAAGACCAGAUACAAGUGUUUGGGGAUCUUUGCUUCUUGCAUGCAAAGUUCACCAGAACGUCAAGCUUGCUGAAUUUGUAGCAAAGCGACUCUUCAAACUAGAACCCUAUAACUCUGCAAAUUACUCGCUACUCAUGAACUUGUAUGCUGCACAAAGCCGAUGGGAUGAAAUCGAAAAUCUAAAAGAUGCAAUGAACGUUAUAGGUGUCAGGAACAAGAGGGGGUGGAGUUGGAUCUGGAUCAAUAAGGAAGUUCAUGUUUUCUCUGCGAAAGGAAGGCCACAUAGAGAUAUGGGAGAAAUAUACUUUGAAUUAUGCCAGUUGGUCGCUCAAAUGAGAAGAUUGGGUUAUAAACCUGAUACAAGUUGCGUGAUUCUUAACGCUGAUGAGGACCAAAAAGAACAAAUGGUUUUGAGUCAUACUGAGAAGCUAGCUAUAACAUAUGGGCUUAUAAAGACAGGUGAAGGCAUGCCGAUAAGAGUUAUAACGAAUACCAGAAUCUGCGGAGAUUGCCAUGUAGCAGCAAAAUACAUAUCUAGAAUUACUGGCCGCAAGAUAUACCUACGAGAUGGAUGCAGGUUCCAUGAAUUUGUGAAUGGGAAAUGUUCUUGCAAUGACUAUUGGUGAGUGGUGAUGGAAAUCAAACACAUCAUCAAAGAAGGUUUAUUAUUAUUAUCUUGGCCAAGGAGCAACAUUCUCUUCGACAAAAGCGAGAUGCAGAAACUUUUCCCUGAUUGUCUCAAAUUCUCUUCCCGAAAGCUAUAAGAUUUUGCCAUCUGCAUAGCAUAUGGAGAAUACCUACAACAAGUGACGGUAAAAUGAAGUGUUAACAAUGGUCUGCUAGUGUUCAAGUCAUUACGCUUACUCCUGAAGUUGUGUGACUAUACAACCAGGAGAGAACGAG
Nymphaea colorata (pocket water lily) is the source of this 3300-nucleotide messenger RNA. RefSeq names its product pentatricopeptide repeat-containing protein At4g01030, mitochondrial. The transcript has a single exon. The record is from RefSeq and is a predicted model, not a curated record. Gene Ontology annotation, biological process: RNA modification. Bases 78 to 3023 code for a protein of 981 amino acids. Lineage: Eukaryota; Viridiplantae; Streptophyta; Magnoliopsida; Nymphaeales; Nymphaeaceae. Gene Ontology annotation, molecular function: protein binding; RNA binding; zinc ion binding.